UUACUUUUUCCUUCUCCGAGUCGAAACCUCGUUUGAUUCCUGAAGACGAUGAAACGCGAUUAAACACCACGUUUUUCUUCAGCGUGUAGUGUGGCUUGAUUUUACUGUUGAAAAUGAUUCACGCGCUUAUUCUGAUGCGUUUUUGUCUUCUGGACGUGUUUGGUGAUCCAGAUGAAGUGAAGAUAUCGGUGAUGGAGGGACAUUCUGUCACUCUACACACUGAUCUCACUCACAUACAGAGAGAUCUUGAGAUCGAGUGGAGGUUUAAACACAUCCGCAUCGCCAGAAUCAAGAGAUCAGUCGACAUUAAUCCCACAUAUGAUGAUAAUGAUGAGACUGAGAUGUUCAGAGACAUACUGAAGAUGAACAAUCAGACUGGAGAUCUCACCAUCACACACAUCACAUCUGGACACUCUGGACUUUAUCAACUCAACAUCUUUACUGGAAAUAAACAGAAAGUCAAGAGUUUCAGUCUUACAGCUUAUGCUCCUCUGCCCACUCCUGUCAUUACCAGCGACGUGUCUCACUGUUCAAGCUCAAAAUGUGUGCUGUUGUGUUCAGUGAUGAAUGUGAGACACGUAACGCUCUCCUGGUAUAAUGGAAGCCACACACACUCCAGCAUCAGUGUGUCUGAACAGAAGAGCAUCUCUCUUCCUCUGGAGGUGGAACAUCAGGACACAAACACAUACAGAUGUGUCAUCAACAAUCCCAUCAGCAACCACACCAAACCUUUCUGUCUCGCUGAUCUCUGUCGGUCGUGUUCAGACGUCACUCACAGUUGUGGUACUGCUGAAGCUUUGAUGCGAUUGGUCAUCACUGCUGUAAUAGGCGUGGCCGCUGUGGCUGCUGUGAUUGUUCUGAGUUAUGACAUCAGAUCCAGACGAGAUGAGCACAAGAGAAAAUCACACACAUCACCAACAACUACAUCAUUCGAUGAAUGACAUUAUAAAACAACAUUACACAUUUAUUAAUGUUUCUUUUUGGUUAUUGAUGUUUGUUUUUAUUUCAGAUAUGGCAAUUCUCACAUCACCAA
Triplophysa rosa is the source of this 1033-nucleotide messenger RNA. RefSeq lists its product as uncharacterized. NCBI's taxonomy places the organism in Eukaryota, Metazoa, Chordata, Actinopteri, Cypriniformes, Nemacheilidae. The record is from RefSeq and is a predicted model, not a curated record. Bases 114 to 941 code for a protein of 275 amino acids. The transcript is spliced from 4 exons.